AUGACAGUCAGGAUAACCCAAUCCAUGGAGGAUGAGGACUGCAAACGUCUCUGCUCUGCUGAGGUCUACAGCACUCCCCCCUACUGCAUAGACCAUGAGCGGGUGGCAAAGGUUCAGCUGCCGACAGAUGACAUUGCGAAUAGCAAAACCAACGAGCAGAAAGAGAAGAAAAGACCAAAGCAGGAAGUCAAUUUAUGCUUCAGAAACAAACAGCCUCUUGAAGUGCGGAUAUCUGAAAGAAGCUUCUUGAUCUCCCACUCGUCCAGAUCCCAGACCCAGCCAGGAGUGGUGUGUGGUGAGUGUGACAGGAAGAGCCCGGGUGAGUCUGGGAAUCCCACCGCACUCCCAGAGGAAUCCCAGACGUCUGUGUGCGAGGUGUGCAGCGGCUCGCUGGACGCUCCAGUGGGACUUGGGGAACACCUGACACCUGGGGAAGAGAGGAGAGGUCACCAGGACGACACACCUGGAGGAGAAUCGAAAGACCAAGCAGCCGAUCGAAACCAACUCAGGGAGUCUGACCGCCAAGACGCUGCUCACGAGGAUGAUGACGGCACACAUGAUGAAGGCAGCGGGUCCGCAGUAGCUGACAGUUCACACACCAGAGGGGAAAUCGCUGGAGCGGAGGGCCGGCUGGUGGGGAACACGUGCAGCUCGCCCCCCCCUACUCCCUCCAGGAAGAGCUCCACCAGCACCAGGAGGGCCCUGUUCGCCCGCAGGUGUCUCAAUGCUUCGUCCUCCGGGGCCUCCCACUCUCCACACACCCAGUCUCCAGAUCCAGGAAGGGAGCCGUCUCCACCUCGCAGCCCGUUGCCCGGCCCACACCCGUCUCCUGCGCUGUCUCCGUCCUCUCGUCCCGUCUCCUCAGUUCUGAAGACAGCAGCGUCUCCAGUCAGGGGCCCGGCCGAGGGGUCCAACUCCGCCGGGCUUCCCAGCUCCCCAGCUGGUGGAUCUGCUCGGUGUCAAACCUGCCGCCAACCUAAGGAGUUACGGCCUGCUGCAGCUCUGUCGGGGGAGGAGAGCAGUCUGGUCCCCAUCAUCGGCCCUCAUCCUGCACGGCCUCGAGGAACCAACCGGCUCCUGAGCCACCUCCCGCUUCACUCCCAGCAGCCUGGCAGAACACCCAGCUUCUUGAUCCCCAUCGGGGGGAUCCACAUGGUCCAGCCCAGGUCCACCCUCCCGCUCUACCGCCUGGUGGCCAGCCCGGCGGCCUCCCGCAUCCCAACCGGAAAGCUGGCUGCCCCGCAAUACCAGGACGCCCACAAAGAGGCGGUGGCCAGCAGCGCUCCACGGCGCCCCCGGGCUGCAGAGCAAACAACCGCAGGAGACAAAGGCUUCCCCGUCCAGCAGCCCUCCACUUCCAGAAGCUGCACGGAGAGGCAUGUUUACACUGAAGGUCAGAACUCCUCUCAGAAGCAUCUCUGAUAGGAGGGAGACUUUUUUUUUUUUUUAAAGGGACAGUGCAAAAAGAAGGAAAAAAAGAAAAGAAACAGAGUCCAGGUAAUGGUGAAAUAUUCCAAAGCUCAACGAGACGAAAGCACUUGAGCACCGCUUCUGAAUGACGCUGUUAUGUAAUUAUCUGAAUAAUAUAUCUAAAUAUAUAAAUAAGCACUAUGUUAGAUAUGCAGUACGUUUUGUAAAUCUUUUUUACCCUUUUGUUGGACGUCAUCCGUGUUAAUUUAUUUAUGUGCUAUUAUGCAAAUUCUGUACGUUAUGCAACAGCAGCUGGAAUGAGUUGAGUUUUCCCGUUAGCCCCAUUGAGACAGCUCUAAUUCAACUAUUGCUAUGUUAUUGUACUGUAUUAUCAGAACAGAUAUUUAUUCACUCAGACCAGUAUUUAAAGUGCAAUUUGAUGUAGGAUUGUGGUUUGAAGCGUCAUUCUUAAAGCUGUGAUUUUUCUGAUUUGUCCGAUUUUUUUUUUUGUUUUAUUGUUGAUGUUGAGGAGCGAGAAGCAGAGCUGGGAUCAGCCUUUCCUGUAGGAAACCAGCUUCAGCUCCAGGUAUAGGGAGAGCACUGACAGGUGAUCUGAUGGAGAUGUUUCAUGUACUCAGUGACUAUAGUACUGUUGGCUUUCAAUUGUCAUAAACGGAUGUGUGUGUUUUUUUGUUUUUUUUGCCUUUUCUAAAUGAUACAAUCAUUCAUUUUCAUGUUUGCCAUUAAACGUCUCAUUUUUACAGAUUUAUAUUAAAACUGUGACACAUG
This is a messenger RNA of Xiphophorus couchianus (Monterrey platyfish), 2199 nucleotides long. Its product is annotated as zinc finger protein 40-like. The transcript is spliced from 6 exons. Lineage: Eukaryota; Metazoa; Chordata; Actinopteri; Cyprinodontiformes; Poeciliidae. The record is from RefSeq and is a predicted model, not a curated record. Bases 1 to 1422 code for a protein of 473 amino acids.